AUUGAAUGGCCUUGUCGAAAUAGACGAAUGAAACCCCAGUCUUUCUAGCCGCUGUCGGUUCAGAUGCAAGGUCGGCCUUCUAUCCCUCCCACCUGGUCACGUCCCAGUUGAAGGCACGGGGCAUCAUAAGUUCAUAACUGCUUGUGCGAUCUUCCGUGGUGGGGAAUUGUGACCCUCCGUCCAGGCGUCACCGUUCAUCCCGCUUCUAUCUUUCAUCAAAUGCUGCAUGUACCUUCACCACCGUCAAAAAGCUACCUUUUGAUAGAUCGCAUUCACCGAGCUCAAUUUUGUACCUGAACCGACUCACCCGCUGUGAGCGCUACGAGCGAAGACAUCGCGGCUUAUCCUUAUACGAGACAUUUUUAUUCUUAUUUUCACCACGCAAAUCGCAGCGCAAACUAUUUAAACUUGUUGUUUGAGACAAACCCCCAGUCCAUCUGUCCACCGCGUUUUUUUAACUGGCUAAGCCUUGCGUGGAGCUGCAAAAUAUCUUCGUCAAUUUUUUUUCUUCUUACGAUCCUGGCGAUUCUGACAAUUACGGCCUUUGCUACUCAAUAGAUAGAAACGAUUCCUAAGUUGAAUACGAUGGCAGGGAUAUUCCGGAAGGUAUAUGACUGGCUACUCAGGACUUUCUGGGCAACCGAGAUGGACGUCACGAUGAUAGGUCUGCAGAACGCUGGGAAGACGUCCUUGCUCCGUGUCCUAUCGGGUGGUGAAUUUACGAUCGACUCCAUUCCCACCGUAGGUUUCAAUAUGAAGCGCGUACAACGUGGCCAUGUGACACUUAAGUGCUGGGACUUGGGUGGUCAACCUCGUUUUCGGCCGAUGUGGGAAAGAUACUGUCGGGGAGUGAAUGCGAUCGUAUUCAUCGUCGACAUCGCAGACCAGGAUCUGCUGCCCAUGGCUAAAGAGGAGCUCCAUUCCCUUAUGUCGCAACCCAGCCUCGAAGGCAUCCCUUUGCUUGUGCUCGGAAAUAAGUCCGACCUUCAUAUCAAACUAAGCGUUGAUGAACUCAUAGAUGCUCUGGAUCUGAAGAGUAUAGGACAUCGCGAGGUUUCCUGCUAUGGGAUUAGCGCGAAGGAGGAGACCAACCUAGACGCCGUAAUUCAAUGGCUCAUGAAAUGGGCCAACAGAUAAACUGAUCUUUGCCGUCCACAG
Messenger RNA from Daldinia caldariorum, 1158 nucleotides. RefSeq names its product P-loop containing nucleoside triphosphate hydrolase protein. Lineage: Eukaryota; Fungi; Ascomycota; Sordariomycetes; Xylariales; Hypoxylaceae. Gene Ontology annotation, biological process: protein transport. The coding region runs from base 586 to 1137 and encodes 183 amino acids. The transcript has 4 exons. Gene Ontology annotation, molecular function: GTPase activity; GTP binding. Gene Ontology annotation, cellular component: lysosomal membrane. The record is from RefSeq and is a predicted model, not a curated record.